Molecule: messenger RNA, 790 nt
Organism: Paramecium octaurelia
Lineage: Eukaryota; Ciliophora; Oligohymenophorea; Peniculida; Parameciidae
Source: the annotation of a GenBank genome assembly
AUGAUUUCCGAAUAACUCAAAUCAGGACCAUCUACUAAAUAGCUCAAUAGUGAUGACACUCUCAGAGUCGGAGAGUGCACCACCCAUAAAAGACAACUAGAAGCCUUCUGCACCUCUUGUCAUGUGUAUUCCCAUUAAGUUUAUCUAGUCUUAUAUGUCCUACUUGUUUGAUGUUUGGAGAUCAUAAAGGACACCUAGUUGAUUAAAUGGAUAAAGCCACCAAAGAUAUCAGAUCGUCCAUGGAUCAAGCAGCCAAAGAUGGUAAUUCAACUAUCUUCUAUUUAGGAAUCUUGAGAUUGGAAAAAACAGAAACCGUUCUCGUAGACAUUAGACAUACAAAAUUAACCUUUGAGGAAUCAAAACAAAAAGUACUCAAAGAAGUUGAACAAACCUUCGCCACCAUUUUCAAAUUGAUUAAGCAAAGAAAAGAUGAAGUUAUCAAUCUCAUUAAUCAACAUUACGAAAUCUAAGUUAAUAACAUUGACACCUAAGAAUAAAUCUGGAUGGAUAAAUAAUCAAGAGCAUAUGAUGUUAUCAAAUUAGCCAAAUCUACCAACGAUUACCAAUUAUUGGAAAAAGCAACAUACAUCUUAGAAAGUACUGCCUAUUCAUUAUUUCAGGUCUUGAAAUUCUUAGACAAACACCCACAUACAAAAACGUAUACAUCGUCAACUCUAUUGAUACAACGUUUAAUUUGAAUAACAUUUCCUUGAAUUUGUCAGAGUUUCAGAAAGGACUGCAGAAUUGGAUCAAAUUGGGUGACUCAGUGCUAAUACAAUUUAAAUGUUGA